Messenger RNA from Acaulospora morrowiae, 251 nucleotides. The record is from the annotation of a GenBank genome assembly. NCBI's taxonomy places the organism in Eukaryota, Fungi, Glomeromycota, Glomeromycetes, Diversisporales, Acaulosporaceae.
GUCCGCCCCCAGGAUCUGAAAUAAUUCCUUCAAAUCAACAACUUCCUCCGCGUCCAGAUGUUGUUGUUAUUAACAGUCAAUCUUCGAGUCGAGCCUCAAGUCCUGAAAGCAUUUCCGAGGGUCAACUAGUCCCUGAAACCCAAAGAGUUGCAUCCUUCAUAUCACUAGUUGAGUUUAUAAGGAGAUUGAUGAAUGUCAUUCCAGUUUGUGACGAGUUCGUUGUGGGUCACACCAGUGGCCCGGAUGACUGA